Bolinopsis microptera is the source of this 12633-nucleotide messenger RNA. RefSeq names its product dynein axonemal heavy chain 3-like. The record is from RefSeq and is a predicted model, not a curated record. Gene Ontology annotation, molecular function: ATP binding; ATP hydrolysis activity; dynein light intermediate chain binding. The transcript is spliced from 61 exons. Gene Ontology annotation, cellular component: dynein complex. Gene Ontology annotation, biological process: microtubule-based movement. NCBI's taxonomy places the organism in Eukaryota, Metazoa, Ctenophora, Tentaculata, Lobata, Bolinopsidae. The coding region runs from base 18 to 12101 and encodes 4027 amino acids.
AAUAAUCAAAGCACCUGAUGUUCCAUACUGCUCCUCCAUCGGAGGAGCUCCUUGGCUCAGCCGGAGCAGUACCUCAACUUCCUCUCCCUCAUCCGGGAGAUGUGAGCUCUCAUGACGAGUCGUAUCAUGUGGUCAGAACUACUUUGUCCCACCAUAAUACCAUGCCUCCCUUACUGCAACCACACAAUCAAACUCUCAAUACUCCCUACAAGGAGCAGAGGUUCAAAACAAACCCCUCUGAACGAAUCGGGAAUUGUUACAGUCCGGACGCCCAAAAGCUCAGCAUCUCGAAAAGGUCUGGCGUGGAGAUCAGGCGUUUCAAGAAGAUUCAAAAGAAAGACAGCGGAAACCAGCCCCCAGUUCUUGACCUGAUCCCAGACGGGUACGCCAUCCAGUUCACGCCCUCCCAGCAGUUUAUCAAUAUGGGGCAGGCAAAGAGACGAGAUAAAGGAAACUUUUUGCAUCCCACUUCUACCGAUGCUAUGCGUUAUAAUUGGUAUUUGGAGAAUGCUUUUGAUUUGAAGUCAAUUCCAAAGUUGCCGGAGGAGAACAUUGUAAAUUUUAGGAACAAAUGCGGAAGGCCUUUCACGAUGAAUAAGAGUCAAGAAGCAGAUUUCAUGAACGAAGUGAAGAUGCUAUACAGUGCGAGUAUGCGACAAAGUAUCAUUGACUAUAUUCUGCUGGAUCCUGAUGAACGGAGUAGACUUGGUAUUGAGGUGCAGAACAAGCCGUUCCAACAGAAAAUUGUGGAGGGUCCGUCCCCUUGGAAUCAUUCUACUGUGACCUGCCGACAGUGGCUCUACAAGAAUCUCUUCUCUAUCUCGCCAGUCAUGUUAGAAAUAAACAGACUGUGGUUCACAGAAUACAAGGACAGGAGACCUUUUGAUCUUGCUGAGUUAAUCGCUGAUGGUAUUCCCAGCCCAGCAGAGCUCAAGAACAGCGUAACUAUGAAGAGUGCUGAGUUCAAAGAAACUGUCCUGCUGAAGGGAUAUAUAGAAGACUGUCGCAAGAUAAUUUUAGCUCACCUGGGUUUCUGGGAGGUACUUUUACCGCAUCACAACCGUGGUACUACCACUUCCGGGCAGUCCUCCGAGUACAUAGUCAAGUUCUUUGAUACCAUAGCGGCGCUCAUGAGCAGACACUUGUGUGGUAUGAUUUACUCCUUCUUCAAUGAGAUUGCUGACUUUUUCUCGCGGUAUAAGAAUGGCAAUGUGUACAUGAAUCACCGUAACUCGGCACACAAUGGCGAUGAUGUCGAUGGGUUCCCAAGUGGAAAUGAAAAAUGGAAAAAUCCACUCGUCAAAAUCGAGGUGAACAUAGUCGAUGGUAGAAUAUUAUUCAACCCUCCGCUCGAGACCAUAUACCCUAUUUUGGAGGUGAUGGUAGACGACAUCAUGAGCAUCAUAACUCAGAUACCGUGUUUACAGAAGAGUAUCUUCCCCCACAGCCGCUCCAAUGCUAAACUUAAAUGCAUCAACAGAAUGAACUACUACUACAUAGAGCUGGUUAUGAGGAUGCAACUGAUAAUCGAACACAACUUUGAUGGACCAUUUAAGCUUAUUCAGAUUUUUGACGAUCUGCUAAAGUUUGUGGAUGGGAAGGAGGACCGCGUGGUCCAGCAAGUGAUAAACGAUUCUUACUGCUUAGUGACUUUCGAAGAGAAGUUGAUGGCCCUGCGAGAGACUCGCCUGAAGAUAGCUCGUAUGCAAGGAUCAGUAAACCUUAACUUAAUCCACCUUGACUUGUCUCCCGCCCAAACGAAGCUGUCUGAUGGAAUAAGCGACCUUAUGGCAACCAUCACUGACUACGUUCUGCACGGCAACCGAUUGUAUCAGAAAGAGAUCUGCCGCAGUUUUGACGAGAUCUCCGAAACAAUCCUCCUUCCAACUCAGACUACGGAGGAACUGAUAGAUUUGAACCAUUAUGUGGAUAACACGGAGAAGGUUGUGUUCCCACAACUUGAUGUGAAGCUGGUGGAGGCUGAGAAAAACGUGCUCUUCUUACUGGAGUACAGUGAUUUGAGUGAUGAAGACUUCAAGCUUCAUUCAGUAACAUUCAGCUGGCCAGCUAGGAUCAAACCAAUAAUCCAACUGAGUAGAAACAGACUGACCCACAAGAAGGAUCUUGCCACUACUGAACUGAAAGAGCGGAUCAAACUGUUUGAGCAGCAUGUUUCUAAAUGGAGCAUUGUGGCGGAGGAGAUAAAAGAGUUGGAUUUCUCGUCUGGUACUAAAGCAGUAGAGGAUAUAGAACGAAAUGUGGAGCAGUUUGGUAAUCUUCACUCUGAUCUAGAGGGAGGAAGGGUAGAACUUGAGGAGAUACGUAAAGAACAGAAUUUACUGGGAAAAGAAGCUCUGAACGCUCAAGAUCUUGAGGGAAUCUUCAUCGAUAUUGAGCCGUUCGAAACAUUCUGGGGCGUGGCGGUACAGGCGAUGAAGAAGAUGGAGGACUGGAUGUUCGGACCGUUCUUGAAACUCAACUUUGUAGCCCUAGAGGAGGAGCUGAACGAGCUGUACAGAACAAACUUCAAGGUUGUCAAGAUGUUCCAUGAUAAUCCCAUACCCAAAAGAUGUGCUGAGAACAUUCUUAAUCGCCUAACUAAAUUUAAGGAUCAUUUGCGGCUACUAGCAGUGAUAUGUAAUCCUGGUAUGGCUAACAGACAUUGGACAGAGAUUGCUGAUCUGUUUGGUGACGAAUUCACGAUUGACAUAGAAUCAUCGCUUUCCGUCAUGAUCGAUAUGAAACUUAACGAAAAGAUAGACAAGCUAGAAGAGAUCAGUACAGCAGCAACAAAAGAACACACCCUGGAGACGAGUCUACGGAAGAUGCAAGAGGAGUGGCAAGAGAUGAUCUUCACUUUCAUCCCUUACAGAGAUACAGGAACCUACAUUAUAUCCGCCCUCGAUGAGAUCCAGACGCUCCUUGACGAUCACAUCAUAAAAACGCAGACUAUGAGAGGAUCACCUUUCAUCAAACCUCUGGAAACUGAGACUACCAUUUGGGAGAAAACUCUCAUUACAGUACAGGACAUUAUAGACGAAGCGUUGAAAUGUCAGGCAACAUGGUUGUAUCUAGAGCCCAUAUUCUCGAGUGAGGAUAUCAUGCAACAAAUGCCGAGGGAAGGUCGAGCGUUCUGUAUGGUCGACAAGAAUUGGAAACAGGUCAUGGCUAAGGCUGUGAUAGAUCCACACGUGCUCACUGUGACUAAGAUUGAAAAGGUUGUAGAUGAUCUGAAGCACAAUAACAAUCUUCUAGAGGACAUUCUCAAAGGGUUAAACAAUUAUCUUGAGGUAAAGCGACUGUACUUUGCCCGCUUCUUCUUUCUCUCAAACGAUGAACUGCUCGAGAUUUUGUCAGAGACAAAAGACCCCACCAGGGUUCAGCCCCACAUGAAGAAGUGUUUCGAGGGAAUUGCAAAGCUUGAGUUCGAUGACAAAAGGAUAAUAACUGGAAUGAUAUCGAGUGAGAGUGAGCUGGUGAAGUUGUCUAAGCCUAUAAACCCACAUUUAGCGAAAGGUUGCGUCGAGAAGUGGCUACUAGAGGUGGAGAAUGGUAUGAAGCAAUGUCUAAGAGACAUAGGAGAGAAAGCUGUUUUAGCGUACAGUGAGACAGUGCGAGAAGAGUGGGUGUUAGAGUGGCCUGGUCAGAUUGUUCUGAGCGGGAGUCAGACUCAUUGGACUACAGAGGUCUCUGAUGCUAUCUCACAAGGAAAAGUUGGACAGUACCUGGAGAAGUGUAACGGUCAGAUAAACCUGAUAGUAGCGAUGGUGAGAGGUAAACUUCCGGCCAUGUCACGGAUAACGCUGGGUGCUCUAAUAGUGAUAGAUGUUCACGCUAGGGAUGUGGUGGAGACCUUCCACAAGAACAAAAUCUCAUCCGUUACUGACUUCCAGUGGAUCAGUCAGCUUAGAUAUUACUUGGAGGGGUCGGAUCUGAACGUCAGGAUGAUAACUACAACUAUAGCAUACGGUAAUGAGUACCUGGGUAACUCUCCUCGUCUCGUCAUCACACCACUCACUGACAGGUGUUACCGCACGUUGAUGGGUGCUAUAAAGUUGACACUGGGAGGUGCGCCUGAGGGUCCAGCUGGGACCGGUAAAACUGAAACCAGUAAAGAUUUAGCCAAAGCAGUUGCGAAACAAUGUGUUGUGUUCAACUGCUCGGAUGGUUUAGACUACAAAGCGAUGGGAAAGUUCUUCAAAGGUCUUGCUCAGGCAGGAGCUUGGGCUUGUUUUGACGAGUUUAAUAGAAUUGAGUUGGAAGUGUUGUCUGUUGUAGCUCAACAGAUUCAAUGUAUACAGCUGGCGAUAGCAGCCAAACUAAAAGUGUUCGUGUUUGAAGGAACGAACCUGACUCUGGAUCCUACAUGCACGAUGUUCAUCACCAUGAACCCCGGUUAUGCGGGUCGCUCCGAACUUCCUGACAACUUAAAGGUAUUGUUCAGAACAGUAGCUAUGAUGGUGCCUGACUACGGGCUGAUCGGAGAGAUUGUGCUGUACAGUGUAGGGUUUGUUCAGGCUAGGGCAUUAUCCACUAAGAUAGUUGCUACCUACAAGCUGUGUUCAGAGCAACUCUCCUCACAGAAACAUUACGAUUAUGGAAUGAGAGCGGUGAAAUCUGUCCUAACUGCAGCAGGUAAUCUCAAGCUACAGUAUCCCGACGAAGAUGAGGCUGUUCUUCUCCUCAGAGCUAUCCGGGAUGUUAAUCUUCCGAAGUUCCUUGCUCAAGAUCUUCCUCUGUUCCAAGGAAUUAUCAGCGAUUUGUUCCCGGGAGUUAUCCUACCCGAACCAGACUAUGAGGUCCUCAACUCUGCUCUAUUCUCCAUAAUGGAUAAGAUGAACUUGAAGAACACUGUGUUCUUCCAUUCAAAAAUAAUCCAGAUAUACGAGAUGAUGUUAGUCCGGCACGGCUUCAUGGUAGUCGGAGCAACACUGGGAGGUAAAACGUCCGCUCUGAAAGUGCUAGCUGGCGCUCUGGAGAAGCUGCACAGCCAGGAUCAGAUGGAGGAGAACAAGGUCGGGAUUCAUAUCAUAAAUCCUAAGAGUAUCUCUAUGUUCCAGUUGUAUGGUAACUUUGACCCGGUGUCGCAUGAGUGGACUGAUGGUGUCCUGCCCAUUCUUUACAGAGAGCAGGCAUCCUCCACUUUGCCGGAUAGACAGUGGCUAAUAUUUGAUGGGCCAAUUGACGCCGUCUGGAUUGAGAAUAUGAACACUGUCCUGGACGACAACAAGAAACUUUGUUUAAUGAGUGGUGAGAUAAUUCAGAUGAGUAACCAACAAAGCAUGAUAUUUGAGACAGCUGAUCUCGAGCAGGCCUCCCCCGCAACAGUCAGCAGAUGUGGUAUGAUCUACAUGGAGCCCGCAGAGCUGGGCUGGGAUCCAAUAUUCUCUAGUUACCUAACUACUCUGGAGGGAACAUUCAGUCCUGAACAGUUGGGAACGAUAAAGACGGUGUUUGAGUGGUUGCUACCACCCUGUUUGAAGAUGGCUACCAGGCAGCUCACCAUGUUCGUACCUCUCAGCAUGAUGCAUCUAGCCAGGCAGUCCAUGACCCUUUAUAAGCUGGUAACAGCUAACUUGAUAGUGGAGAAAGAAAAGAAUUUCAAAGAUUGGUCAGCCACAGCUCUGAUCUUCUCUGUUUUGUGGAGUGUAGGCGGUUGUCUGCCAUUAGAUUCUAGAAUAAGAUUCAGUGAAAUGCUGAGGAAAUUCUGUUUAGAAAAAGAAACUCGCCCUAAGACUAUCGUCAUAGAUAAAAACAACAUGUAUCCUGAAAAAGGGACAGGCUACGAUUACCAGUUUAUAGUUGAAAACAAAACAGUUUGGAGGCCAUGGCAUGACGGUUCCAAGUUUGUCAUACCCGAGGAUUGCACAACAAUAUCUAGCGUCAUAAUUCCCACUAAGGAGACCCAAGUUAUCCGAUAUUUCCUGGACCUAUUCGUUACACAUGCUCACCCUCUAUUGAUUGUAGGUCCUACAGGCACUGGAAAAUCUGCUGUCUCAGUAAACCAUUUGUUGGGCCUGGACGAGAAGAAAUACGCUUCAAACAUCAUAAACUUCUCUGCUCAGACCACUUCGCAGCUCACCCAAGAGAUGAUCUGUUCCAAGUUGGAUAAGCGGAGGAAGGGUUACAUUGGACCUGCAGUUGGCAAGCAGAUGAUUGUUUUUGUGGACGACCUGAACAUGCCCAUGAAGCAGACUUACGGUGCCCAACCCCCGAUAGAGCUAUUAAGACAGCAGCAGGAUCAAGGACACUGGUACAAUCCUCAGGGCAGUUCCAAACUGUAUUUAGAGGAUAUAAUCCUGCUGUGUGCGAUGGGUCCACCUGGUGGCAGUAGGAACGAUAUCACUUCCCGGUGUACUCGGCAUUUCAACGUUGUCAGUGUUGACAGUUUCGGGGAGGCAAUAUUCUCCAUCAUCUUCGGGACGAUUGUUGACUGGCACUUUGCCAAAGGUUUUACUUCCAACUGUGUGGUUACAGGUCAGAUGACAGUUCCAGCCACAGCUCAACUCUUUCACGGUAUCCUGCCCAAGUUCCUACCCAUCCCCUCUAAGUCUCACUACCUGUUCAACUUGCGGGAUUUUGCUCGAGUUAUCGGCGGGAUCCUCCUACUACCCGCUACUCAGUGCUCCGGUCCUGAAGUACUAAUCAGACUGUGGCUACACGAGGUUUACAGGGUCUUCUACGACAGGCUCACUGACGGCGAGGACAGGAAAACCUUCUUCGGCAUGUGUAGGGACGUUAUCAGCUCGGUGUUUAAGAACGAUAUUAACACUCUUCUGGCACAUUGCUGUGAACCUGGCUGUAGUACUCUGCAGGACGAUGAUGUAAGGAAGUUACUGUUUGGUAACUACAGUAACCCUUCUGGUAAUAGAGUUUACUCUGAGAUCCAAGACUUGGAUACGCUCCAGGGAACUAUAGAAGGAUACCUUGAUGAGUACAACCAGAUGAGCAAGACGCCCAUGACGUUUGUUCCCUUCCGCUACGCGAUCGAGCACGUGUCUAAAGUGUCGCGCGUGUUGUUGCAACCUAACGGUCACGUGCUGCUGGCAGGAAUUGGAGGGAGUGGCCGGUCCAGUGUUGCUAAACUUGCUACACAUGUUGGGGACUACCAACUUUUCCAGAUAGAGAUCAGUAAGAAUUAUACAGCUGCAGAUUGGAGGGGAGAUCUGAGAUCUCUGUUAUUUAAAGCCGGGGCAGCAGGAGAACCAACUACUUUCCUUUUCAUUGACAACCAGAUAAAGUUUGACAGUAUGCUGGAAGAUAUAAACAUGCUAUUAAACGGGGCUGACAUACCUAAUUUAUAUCCAGCUGAUGAAAAAGCCCUUGUCAUUGAGAAGAUUCAGUCCUGGGUGGCUAAAAAUAAUAUGCAGGUGGAUUCGACCCCUGCCAAGAUGUACGAUUUGUUCCAACAACGUAUCAGAGACAACCUUCACCUGGCUCUAGUGUUCAGCAGUAUUGGAGACGACUUCAGAACUAGACUCAGGAAGUUUCCUUCUCUUAUCAACUGCUGCACCAUUGAUUGGUUCCAGCCGUGGCCAAGUGAUGCUCUUCAGAUGGUAGCAGACAGGUUCCUAGGAGAUCUCGAACUUACUGAUGGAGAGAGAUCGCAGCUUCGGACCAUGUGCCAGUACUUUCAGACCAGUGUAUUUGAGUACUCAGAGAGGUUCUACGAAGAGCUUCACCGAAACAACUAUGUUACACCCACCUCAUAUCUCGAACUUAUCCUCACAUUCAAAGGUCUACUGGAUGUGAAGAGAACUGAGAUAUCGACACUACAACAGAGAUAUGCUACUGGCCUUGAAAAACUAGACUUCGCUGCUUCUCAGGUGUCAAUAAUGAAGCAAGAGAUUAUAAAUCUACAACCUGAGUUAAUAAAGAGUAGCAAGGAGACAGAGGAACUGCAGGUUUUAGUCGAGGCAGACGCGGAGAAGGCCAACGCUAAAAGGGAGCUUGUAGCUAAAGAUGAAGCGGUUGCAAAUGAAGCUGCAGCGGUGGCUGGAGCCAUCAAAGCGGACUGUGAAGCGGAUUUAGCUGAAGCGCUUCCUGCUUUGGCAGCCGCUAUCGGUGCGCUAGAUACACUAAAACCUUCUGAUAUAUCUCAGGUAAAAGCCCUGAAAAACCCUCCUGCUAUCAUCAAACUAGUGAUGGAGGCAGUAUGCAUCAUGAAAUCGAUAAAACCAGAGAGGAAACCUGACCCAUCUGGAUCUGGAAAGAUGAUAGAGGACUUUUGGGGACCUUCACAGAAACUGCUCGGAGAUUUGAGCUUUCUGAACACUCUCAAAUUGUACGAUAAGGAUAACAUAGACGCUGGUGUCAUCAAGAAGAUUCGAGACAAAUAUAUGAACAACCCCGAUUUCGUUCCUGACAAGGUAAAAGCAGCUUCCAAAGCAUGUGAAGGUCUAUGUACCUGGGUCCUGGCUAUGGAGGUAUACGAACGUGUCAUCAAGUUGGUAAAGCCUAAACAAGCUAAAUUAGCUGAAGCAGAAGCUGAGCUUGCGGUGCAGAUGGAGAAGUUGACAGAGAAACAGGCAGAGUUGAAAGAGGUUGAGGAUGCUCUGAAAAUACUUAACGACCAGCUGAGUGAGGUUGUGGCAAAGAAGAAAAAGUUGGAAGAUAAUUUGCAACUAUGCGAGAAGAAGCUGGAACGUGCCGAACAGCUUAUUGGAGGACUUGGGGGAGAGAAGUCAAGAUGGACUGAUAUCUCUGAAGAUUUAAAGGAGUUGUACAAGCAGACAACGGGAAACGUGCUUGUAGCAUCUGGGAUUGUGGCCUACUUCGGGCCCUUCACCGUGCAAUACAGAGACAAACUGCUCAAGGACUGGUGUGAUAGGUGUCUUGAGGAAGAUAUCAGAGUUUCUGAUACUGUCAAUCUCAAUUCUGUGUUAGGAAAUCCGAUAGAUAUUAGGAGUUGGAUGUUGGCUGGGCUUCCCACUGAUGAGUUUUCUAUCGACAACGCUAUUAUCCUUGCUAAAUCAAGACGGUGGCCUCUGAUGAUUGAUCCUCAGGGACAGGCAAAUAAGUGGAUCAAAAACAUGGAGAAAUCUAACAAACUAGUUGUGAUGAAAAUGAACAACGCUAACUUUAUCCGUACAUUGGAGAACUCCGUGCAGUUCGGUACACCUCUACUGCUGGAGAAUGUGGGAGAGGAUCUGGAUCCCGUUCUCGAGCCUCUGUUACUGAAACAAAUUUACAAGCAGGGUGGUGUCGAGUACUUGAGAAUCGGUGAUGCGACGGUUGAGUAUAGUCGUGAGUUCAGGUUCUUCAUCACGACUAGACUCAGAAACCCUCACUAUCUACCAGAAGUUUCUGUUAAAGUUACCCUCCUCAACUUCAUGAUUACCCCUCAGGGGUUGGAAGACCAGAUGCUCGGUAUUGUGGUAGCUAAAGAACGACCUGAGCUGGAGGAAAAGAAGCAGACACUGAUCGUGGAAAGUGCUAAGAAUAAGAAACAGCUGAAGGAAAUAGAAGACAAGAUAUUAGAAGUGCUGAGUAGCAGCGAGGGGAACAUUCUGGAAGAUGAAACCGCCGUCCAGGUUUUGUCCUCAUCAAAGAUACUCUCUGAAGAGAUAACAGAAAAACAAGUGAUAUCAAGUGCUACAGAACAGGAAAUAGACACAGCUAGAAGCGGCUACAAACCUGUUGCAGAGUACUCCUCUAUCCUCUUCUUCUGCUUAUCCGAUCUGGCUAACAUUGAACCCAUGUACCAAUACUCCCUUACAUGGUUCAUUAACCUCUUCAUUAUGUCCAUCGAACAGAGUGAAAAGUCUGAUAACUUGGUUACUAGGCUUGGAUGUCUUAACGAUCAUUUCCUGAAAAAUGUCUACAGAAAUGUGUGUCGGUCUCUUUUCGAGAAAGAUAAGCUGCUGUUUUCUGUUAUGUUGACUAUAAGUAUCUACAAGUUCAAGGGAGAGAUUGAUGAUGCUGUUUGGAGGUUCCUGUUGACGGGAGGGGUAGGAAUGGGGAACCCUCACGCUAACCCAUACCCGGAAUGGCUUACUGAUAAAGCUUGGCAGGAACUUGUUUACGCUAGUGAGCUCACUAACCUCCAAAACUUAGCAUUCCCCCUGCACUCUGGGUUUAAGAACUUGUACGAUAGUCCUGAACCUCAUUUGCAUGAGUUCCCUGAUAAGUGGAAGUAUUUGAGCGGUCUGGACAGGCUGGUAGUUCUGAGGUGUAUAAGACCAGACAAGGUCGUGUCUGCCAUGCAGAACUUUGUGAUAGAAAAACUGGGACAAUACUUUGUUGAGCCCCCAACAUUUGAUUUGUCGGCCUGUUUUGCCGACUCCGCUUGCUUUACUCCUCUUAUUUUCGUGUUGUCACCUGGAGCCGACCCUAUGGCUAAUCUCCUCAAAUUAGCUGGUGAGCACGGUUUCUCUGGAGACAAGGCUCCACAGGCCAUCUCUCUGGGCCAGGGACAAGGUCCUAUCGCUGAGAAAAUGAUAAACGAUGCUCUGGUUGAAGGAUCCUGGGUUAUACUACAAAACUGCCAUCUAGCAACCAGCUGGAUGCCAACUCUAGAGAAGAUCUGUGAAGAGCAAGUAGUCCCAGAUCACCCUCACCCCAUGUUCAGGAUGUGGUUAACCAGCUAUCCAUCUGACACAUUCCCUGUUGCUAUCCUCCAGAACGGUAUCAAGAUGACAAACGAGCCCCCCAAAGGGGUGAGAGCUAACCUUCUCCGCUCUUAUCUAAACGACCCUAUAACUAACCAGGAGUUUUACGAGGGAUGUAAAAAACCUACUAGUUGGUACAGACUCCUCUUCUCUCUCUGCUUCUUCCAUGCUAAUGUUCAGGAGCGGAGGAAGUUCGGUCCACUUGGGUGGAAUAUUCCUUAUGAGUUCAAUGACUCUGAUCUUCAUAUUAGUAUGAGACAGAUAAGAAUGUUCCUUGAUGACUACGAAGAAACACCAUUUGACGCGUUACGAUAUCUGAUUGGUGAAUGUAACUACGGAGGUAGAGUAACAGAUGAUCAUGACAGAAGACUCCUGAUUGCUAUUAUGAGUAGUUACAUCAACAACAGUGCCACUGAAGAGGAUAUGUAUUCUAUAGCUGAAGGUGGAGAGUAUUAUGUUCCAGAUUGUUCGGCUCAAGAGGAUUUCCUCAACUACAUCAGAUCUCUGCCGAUGUUAGCGAAACCGAACGUGUUUGGUCUUCACGAGAACGCGGACAUCACCAAGGACCAGCAGGAAACCCUGAAUUUGUUCACCAACAUCCUGCUUACUCUACCAACUCAGAGUAGCUCUGGUGCUGUCUCGGCGGAGGAGUCUGUUUGUAACCUGGCUAAAACUAUUCUGGAUCAGCUGCCACCACAGUUUGAUCUGCUAGCUAUCAAUGAGAAAUUCCCCAUAUUGUAUGAAGAUAGUAUGAACACUUGUCUCAGACAAGAGGUUAUAAGGUACAAUAGGCUAACAGAGGUGGUGAAGGACUCGUUGCAGAAUCUGAUGAAAGCUGUUAAAGGUUUGGUGGUGAUGAACGGAGAUCUGGAAGAGGUCUUCUCCUGUCUAAAUAUCGGCAAAGUUCCCGCUAGCUGGCUAAAUUCUUCUUACCCUUCACUCAAACCUCUCGGUAGCUACAUUGCUGAUCUUGUUCAAAGACUGGAGGGUUUCUACACGUGGAUAAACUCGGGACUAGCUCCUGUUGUAUUCUGGAUCUCCGGAUUCUACUUCACACAAUCCUUCCUAACAGCUGCCAGUCAGAACUACGCGAGAAAGUACAAAAUACCAAUAGACCUGCUCGGUUUCCAGUUUGAAGUUAUAGACCAGGUUGAGAGUGAAGUUGAUAAGCCAGAUGAUGGGGUGUUAGUCAAGGGGCUGUUUCUGGAAGGUUGCAGGUGGAGUGCUAAUGAGGGGGUCCUAGCUGAGUCCAAGUCUAAAGUACUAUACUCAAAGUUACCCAUACUAUGGUUGAAGCCUGUGAAGAGAGCUGAUAUGGCGAAAGAGUCUACUUACACGUGCCCCGUUUACAAAACUAGUGCUAGACGAGGAACUUUAUCCACAACAGGACACAGUACGAACUAUGUGAUGAGUGUUGAACUACCAACCACACACCUACCAAUACAUUGGAUAACAAGAGGUGUCGCUCUGUUGUGUCAACUUGACGACUAAAAUUCAACAGUUGAACAACUUGAAAUCUAGAAUUCAACAGUUGAACUGCUUCCUAACUCAACUCUACUGCAUGAAUUCAUGAACUACAAUACGAUUUUUGCUCGAAAGUGCUUAAUUUUUCACGUUUAACUAGGAUUAAACAAAAGGUGUUUAUGUCUUGCAGUUGCAUGCUGUAUUUCAAGAAAUAACUGUAAAUUACGCUGCUUAAUUUUUGUGCAGAUUCGGCUCGCUUCUUGAUUCGGUUAGCAUGUGCGGCUCAAUACCGCAAUAUCAAAUUUAUAUUAUAUAAUACGCAUGUGGAGCUGCGCAAGCGAACCAAACCAAAAGCUGAACCGAACCUACACUAAACCGUCAAAAUUAAAUAUCAAUCUGCUUAGGACAUAAAAAAUGUAAUUUUGUAUUAAAUAUUUACAAUUGAAUGUACUGCGGAUAAAAUUAAAAUAAAGACUCGACUAUAUAAAAGUUAUAAAAUUAAUGUAAUUAUAUUUCCAUAUCAUAUUUAUUGAAUGUUGAAUCUAUUAUAAUUACGCAA